AUGUUAAAAGUUCUGGGGGCGCUCGUGUUCAGCGAGAUUGUGGCUGCGCUCGUGCCUACGAUCUGGAACGGAAGCUCAUACGAUUGCAAAUGUUAUGUCGGCGAUGCAUGCUGGCCCAAGCCCGAAGAAUGGUCGGCCCUGAAUGCCACACUUAAUGGAAACCUUGCCGUCCAUAUUCCUCCGGGGGCUGUCUGCCACAACACUUAUCAGGGUCCGCUAGGAAUAAUUAACACCUAUGAUGCCGCUGCAUGCUCGAGUGUCUCCGGAAAUUUCUACAGUGAACAAUGGACAACCGACCAACCUGCGGCAGCGUUGUGGACAUACUUUACCAACGAGACCUGUCGACCUACAGGAAAUCGCAAUGAGCCAUGCACGCUUGGCUACUAUGGAGUUUACGUUAUUCUCGCAAAGACACACGACCACGUCCAAGCAGGCGUAGACUUUGCUCGCACCCACGACUUGCGGCUGAUCAUUCGCAAUACCGGGCAUGACUUUCUGGGUAGGAGCACUGGCUGGGGCGCCCUAAUUAUCAAUACCCACAGUUUCAAGGAUGCAGUGUUCACGCAGUCUUAUACCGGGCCGGGUGACUACCACGGAACAGCAGUUACAGUGGGAGCGGGAAUUCAAGGAGGUGAACUGCUUAAGUUGGGCAGCGCUCAAAAUCCACCUGUGACGGCUGUAGUGGGAGAGUGCUCGACGGUCGGGCCAGCCGGUGGCUUCGUACAGGGUGGCGGCCACGGGCCCUGGACCACGGUCACAGGAAUGGCGGCGGAUACAGUGCUCGAGUUCAAAGCCCUGACAGCUGGAGGUGACAUAGUGACCGCUGACGCCAAAACUAAUCAGGACCUGUUCUGGGCCCUUAGGGGUGGCGGUCCUUCAGCUUUUGCUGUCAUCCUCUCUGUGACAUUCAAAACGUUCGUCGACGUCCCUUCUGCAGGCGCUACCCUCAACAUCAACAGCAGUCACACAAACAACGAGACUCUGUUUUGGGAAGCUGUCAGUGUAUUUCAUAGUUACUCGAAUCACUUUGUCGAUAACGGGCUCUAUGUAUACUUCGACCUAGGUCGCCUCUCCCUUCAUAUCCAACCCUUUGUGGCCGUGAACCAGACCUCGGCACAGCUCGACGCGAUCCUUGGCCCCCUACUUCGAGAUCUGGAUGCUAUCAAAAUUCGUUACAGCACCACUAUGAAACAAUACGAAACGUUUUUUGCGCUCUACAACGAGCUAUUCGAACCUGAAGGCGCAGGUUUCUCGGCAUUGACGGGCGGUUGGGUGUUUGCACACGAAGAUGUUGCAACCAACAACCAAAACAUUGUUAAUUCGUUCAAAAACAUCGUCAGCAAGGGAGCUGCUGCGGUCGGUCACAUGUGGAAUCCUGGGUAUGGAGUUCCUGUCUCCACCACCUCACUGAACCCACGUUUCAGGAAUGCAAGUGAUCAUGUUAUUGUCGCGAUGUUUGUUGCAAACGGUGCGACUUGGGCCGAGAAGAUAGCGGCACAGAACACACUGACUCAUGACAUUAAUCAAAAACUGAUUAAAGCUGGCCCGAGCGGAUUUGGGUAUGUGAACGAGGGUGAUUCGAACCAGCCUGACUGGCAGACCAGCUUCUAUGGCACCAAUUACGCUCAGCUACUUUCCACGCGGAAAAGGUGGGACCCAGACGGCGUCUUUUACGCCAUUUCCACGCCAGGGACAGAGGAUUGGGAGGUCAUUGAUUAUGGCACCAAGUUGUGCAAGAGGUCAAACGUGGCAUCCAACGAGGAGAAAUGA
This is a messenger RNA of Diaporthe amygdali, 1770 nucleotides long. RefSeq lists its product as uncharacterized. Bases 1 to 1770 code for a protein of 589 amino acids. The record is from RefSeq and is a predicted model, not a curated record. Gene Ontology annotation, molecular function: FAD binding; oxidoreductase activity. NCBI's taxonomy places the organism in Eukaryota, Fungi, Ascomycota, Sordariomycetes, Diaporthales, Diaporthaceae. The transcript has 4 exons.